GAUUCUGUUUUUUGGAAUUCUCCGAUCGAGUUUAGAUUAGACCAUGAUGAACUCAACUCACCUCAACUAAUACAAAGUUUAUUUCCUUAAAAUUACCUUUAUUUUCUCACUUCUAUUCAGUUAAUUAAAUUUGUUUUACAUUGUCCAAGUGGCUGCUUUUUUAUUUUUAUUUUAAUAUUUUUUGUUGGGUUGGUUUAUUGAUAUAAUUAGUCAUCACAGCCAGUUACCAAUUCCACAGAAAACCGGUGCACAUGUAACUCAAAUCCCCAGUGCUUCUUUCUGUGUGUGUUGUCCACUGUCUUACAACUCAUUGAUGCCCCUCAAUUAUAUAAAAUGUUUGUGUUUUUUUUGCAUAAACAGGUGCAUGGCUAUGGCGGUUUAUAUGUAUAUAUGGCUUUAGUUGCAUGGCAGGUCACUGGUUAAAAUUGUUGAAGAUUCUCUCAUCAAUUGGGGCAGAGUGAUUAAGAAGCAAGCAAUGGGUCGAUUCAAAGAUUACAAGCCAGCAAUGGCCAUGCUUGCACUGCAGUUCACCUAUGCUGGGGUUAAUCUCUCAACCAGAGCUGUUCUCAUGGAAGGCGUCAGUCCAAGAGUCUUUGUUGUCUACAGGCAAGCAGUUGCCACUCUCGCAAUUGCUCCUUUUGCUUACUUGGCAAGGAGCAAAACAAGUGAAUCGUCGUGUUUGGGAUGGAGGAGCUUUUGGACGAUUUUCUGGGCUUCUCUUGUCGGAGUAACAAUCAACCAGAACAUCUUCUUCGAGGGUCUAUACCUAGCCUCAUCGUCGCUGGCAAGUGCAAUGGGAAAUCUGGUCCCUGCCAUAACUAUUGUGAUUGCUUCCUGUACUGGAUUGGAGAAAUUAAACAUAGGAAGCAUGAGAAGCGUGGCCAAGAUCAUAGGGACGAUGUUGUGUGUUGGGGGAGCCAUUUCAAUGGCGCUGUUCAGAGGACCAAAGCUACUCAACUCGGAGGAGCCGUUGAAGCAGCUGAUGCCAUCAUCAAAAUCUCUUCUUGGAUCGUGGUCGGGAGGUGACUGGUUGCUUGGUUGUCUCUUUCUCUUUGGAAGCAGUUGUUGCUGGUCCCUUUGGCUAAUUUUGCAGGUGCCGGCGUCAGCGAGCUGUCCAGACAGCCUAUCAUUAUCAGCUUGGACGUGCUUCAUGGCGACACUGCAAUCAGCAGCAGUUGCCAUCUUCAUAGAGAACGAUGCAAAUUCUUGGAAGCUACAUUCUUAUCUUCAACUCACUGGCUGCUUAUAUUCCGGAAUUAUAGGAUCAGCAUUUUCCUUCGUGAUUCAAGCAUGGUGCAUAUCUCUCCGAGGGCCUUUGUUUUCGGCAAUGUUCAACCCUCUCUGCACUGUUAUAGUCUCUUUUUCUGCUGCUGCCUUUUUACAUGAGAAGAUCUAUGCUGGAAGCUUGAUAGGUACAGUUGGUGUGAUUGGAGGGUUGUAUGUUGUGCUAUGGGGUAAAGCCAAAGACCUAAUUGAAGAUGAAGAUCAGCUUCGAAAACCAGUUUUGCAAAUUAGGGUUGAUGAUGAGAGCAUGAUCCUCAGCUCUGAAAUUAUUGAUCUGGAGAAACCCCUUCUGUCUGACAAAUCUGAAGGAGAUGAAGAUGUGCAGUCAGAUGAAUGAUUAGUAUAGUAACUGUUGAUUAAGCUGAGAAACAUUACUUGCUUAUAUAUAUUAUUAAUUAGCCUUCAACAGUAAUUAACAGGAAAGCAAGCUGUAGGACCAUUUUGGAAUAAGGCAGAUGAUUUUGUAUGAUAUUUCAAACUAAAUCUUGUUUCCUCUUUAAUUACUUUAGCAGCUAGCAAUUAAAGCAUUACUGGUUGCUUCAGAUUAUCCAUCUCCAUCCUUUGAAGUUGACUUUGUUGUAGUCUCU
This is a messenger RNA of Diospyros lotus (date-plum), 1871 nucleotides long. RefSeq names its product WAT1-related protein At4g30420-like. The record is from RefSeq and is a predicted model, not a curated record. Gene Ontology annotation, cellular component: plasma membrane. The transcript has 7 exons. The coding region runs from base 476 to 1621 and encodes 381 amino acids. Gene Ontology annotation, molecular function: transmembrane transporter activity. NCBI's taxonomy places the organism in Eukaryota, Viridiplantae, Streptophyta, Magnoliopsida, Ericales, Ebenaceae.